GACAUGAAGAUCUGGCUGGGGAUCUUCCGAAGGCGGAACGAGUCUCCUGGAGCCCCUCCAGCUAGCAAGGUGGACAAAGCCCUCACGUCCCUCAAGCCAACUCCUGAAGAAGCUGUCAAGUGGGGAGAGGCCCUGGAAAAAUUGCUUCAGCAUAAAUAUGGUCUGGCCGCCUUCCAUGCCUUCCUGUGCGCCGAAUUCAGUGAGGAGAACCUGGAGUUCUGGCAGGCAUGUGAAGACUACAAGAAGAUCAAGUCCCAGUCUAAGAUGGUGUCCAAAGGACUCCUACACCCGGGAGCAUACCAAGGACAAGAAAUGCUCAGGCAACCCUCAACUGCUUCCAGUUGUCAUCUGUUCACCUAG
Messenger RNA from Lacerta agilis (Sand lizard), 360 nucleotides. Its product is annotated as regulator of G-protein signaling 3-like. The record is from RefSeq and is a predicted model, not a curated record. Gene Ontology annotation, cellular component: plasma membrane; nucleus. NCBI's taxonomy places the organism in Eukaryota, Metazoa, Chordata, Lepidosauria, Squamata, Lacertidae. The transcript has a single exon. Gene Ontology annotation, biological process: signal transduction. Bases 4 to 360 code for a protein of 118 amino acids.